CCCCGCCCGCUCGAGGCGGCUGAGGCACAACCAGACCCGGCUUCCUCGUGGUCCGGUCCGUGUCUGUCUCGGCACCGCGUCACUCUUCUCUGUCGCCAGCCCGAGCACGGCCCCUGGCACACUCAGCUCCCGUACCCAUCCGUUGAGUUGCCGCCAGGCCCUGGACUGACACCUCUCAAAGCCACAGCCCCGCCUCAGACCGCUCUCUGAACUUAGAUUUGUACAUCCAUCGGCCUUCUCAGCAUCUCCAUUGAGAAGUCUGGUGUACAAUAAAACAGUUCGACCAUUCUAUACAUUACUCAGUGCUCAUCAUGAUAUCUUCUGAACACCCAAUAUGGACACAGCCGUUGCCCUCAAGGAGAAGAAUACCUGCAAACAGGUGGCCCCGAUCAAGGAGGAAAUACGCAAGUAGCACAAAUGUCUAUGAAGGAAGUGGGUGAUGGCUUGCAGGAUCAGAUGAACUGCAUGAUGGGUGCGCUGCAAGAACUAAAGCUUCUUCAGGUGCAGGCAGCACUGGAACAGCUGGAGAUCUCUGGAGGGAGUCCUGCCCCAGGCUGCCCUGAAAGCCCCCGGACACAGCCCCAGGCCCCUGCCAGGCCCACGGCCUGCUCCUCCUCCAACCAACCUUUUGGCACGAAGUUUCCGUCCUGUAGGAGUGUCUGUGGGAGGGAUCUGGUCCCCCUGACCAGAGCACAGCUCCCAGAGCACCAAAGCUGUGCCCAGCAGGGACCAGAGCUGGCGGAACCGGAAGACUGGACCUCCACAUUGAUGUCCCGGGGCCGGAAUCGACAGCCUCUGGUCCUAGGUGACAAUGUUUUUGCGGACCUGGUGGGCAACUGGCUGGAUUUGCCGGAACUGGAGAAGGGUGGGGAGAAGGGGGAGGCGGGGGAGCCCAAGGGGGAGAAGGGCCAGCCCCGGGAGCUGGGCCGCAGGUUUGCCCUCACAGCAAACAUCUUUAGGAAGUUCCUGCGCAGCGUGAGGCCUGACCGAGACAGGCUGCUGAAGGAGAAACCGGGCUGGGUGACACCCACGGCCUCGGAGCCCAGAGCCGCCCGCUCACACAAGGUCAAGAAGCGGAGCCAUUCCAAGGGCUCUGGACACUUCCCCUUCCCAAGCACUGCCGAGCCCAGAAGGGGGGAAAGUCCUUCCACAAGCUGCCCCAAGGCCCUGGAACCCUCACCCUCUGGCUUUGAUAUUAACACAGCUGUUUGGGUCUGAAUCCUAGAGACAGAACGUUGACUGAACCCCAAAGGUCCAGGUCCCCAGUGCUGGGCCCUGGGAAGGAUGGGGGGAGGGGGGCGGGUGCUAUGGCUUUCAACAGCCUAACUCUGGGUUCCUUUUUCCCAGGAAGGAGGGAAAAGAAGCGAGAGUGUCUGGAGUAGGACUAACAGGCAUGUGGUUGGUAGAGGCUGUGGUGGGGGCUGGCUGGUGGGGAGGUGAGGGUUCCCGGACUGAAAGAGAGAUUGAGAGAGUGGUGCUCACCUUGGGGCUGCAGGUGAUGAGGGGCAGGAGACCAGGAAAUUCUUACAUUCCUUCACUGCCUCAACUAAACAUUCUGUAUGGAUUAGGGCACUGGGGCCUCAUGUUCCCCUAGAAAGGCCCCCAAUAAAGACCUUGGCUCCUGUGUCCCCAACCUUAUAACCGCUGGCAUCCCUGGCAAAGCACUGCUCCAGGCACAGGCAUGAAACCCAAGCCCUCCUGGGAUAGGGAUCAGCAGAGAGGAAACUUCCCCCUCCCACCUCUCCCUGUUGGCCUUCAAGAUUUCAGCCCAUACCUGGAUCGUGGGAAAUGGGCCUAAUAAGGAGUGUAUGUAUAAGGAGUACUCGAGGGAGCCCUAUGUCUUUUCAAAAGCACAGGCAAGAUAUCUGUAUAGCACUUUAAAGUUUGAAAGCCUUUUCAUAUCCCAUAUCCGUUAUCUCCUUUUGAGUAAGCAAGUAAGGCAGUUUAGCCCCCUUUUCCCGAUGAGGAAGCAAGCUUAGAUAUGCCACCUGCGGGCAGGUGGCAGAUCAGCGCAGGGCUGACCCAAGGGCUGCAGCAGGGCCCUGGAGGCACAGGAGCUACUUCCCCAACACCCCGCCUCCAGCACUGAAAGCCCCCCUCACCACCUCCCUCCCCCGCCCAGCUCCGGACGCAGGCACAGGGCGUUCACCAGCGAGGCCAAGGUGGGCCCAUAAGAAAUACGCCCCGUGUUUUAGAUUCCCAGCUCCACCCCACGAUCGGGCGGCUGGGGGAAGGGCGGCAACUCCGCUCCCUACUCAAGGCGCCUAAAGCUUUCCUGGAGCGGCGCACGUGGCUGUCCGCGCCCCCCCCCCCCCCCCACCCACCCCGGGGAGCUGCCGGCCCGCCCACGCCCGCGGGGACCGCCCGCUGCCUGGGAAAAGACAAUGUGGGUCCCUGUUUGGGCCGGCCCGCCCUGGAGGCACUCCCCCUCUCCCCGCCUCGCUCCUCCAGACUGAGCUCCUCUACGCUUGAUGGAGGGGAGGGGGGGGGUGACAGCUGCAAUUAGAGGCAAGACGCCUUCCCGCCCUCGGCGCAUUAACAAAUUGGAGAAGAAAAAUAACAAGAAAGGCUCUUCCUGCAUCCUGGAACCCCGGAGACCAAGCUGGAGGAGGAGGCUUAGCGCAGCAGCAGCACAGCGGGAAUCGGGGGGCGGUGAGGAUCGUGCUCAGAUCCCCACGCAAUCAAAUCGUAGAAGUUUUUGUUGGCGGAAGCUAGGAGGGGAAGAUGCUAAUUUCGUUCAUUUCUUUGAGCGCUCGCUAUCUGCCAGGCAGUGUGCACAACUUGUCUUUCAGACUUCAGAAUGACCCUAGAAAUGAUUGUCUUCCCAGUAAGUGGGUGGAAGCUCUUGGGGGUCACAUAGGCUGCCCAGAUUAAGCUUCUGGCUCAUGGAAGAAUCAGGAUUGUCUGGCCGCAAAAACGGCCUUUCGUACUCUCCCUGAAGUUUGCCAGUUGAGGCAGCGCUUUCUGGAGGAGCAAGGCCCUACCCAUCCUUUCAGUCUCCUCACAGAACUCUGAUAUUUCAGUCCUGGGGAAAGGCCUGUUGGCUGUGGCUGCCUUGGUGAUGGUGGUGCUGUGUGCAUAUGUUCUGUGUGGGUGGGUGUGUGUGUGUGUGGGUGGGUGUGGGUGUGGGUAAAGGCUCCUCCCACUGGGUGGUGGUGAAGUCACCAGCUCCCAGUCCGGAAUGAUUCCGCAGGAAGCCAAGUCCCCUCUUGGCCAUUCAUCUGUGACUCAUCUGUUUUGUGGACCAGUCAUAACAAUCCAGACCCAACUGAACAAAACUUUAGGAACAUCUCCUAAAGGCCGGGCAUCGGGACAGGAUCAAAACACAGCAAGGAAGAGGACCCGGUUCCUGGCUCAAGGGGUUCAGUAAGAAGAAACAACUCUUUACCCAUCAGUUAGCCAGAAGGGAUCCAAGGGAAUGAACUCAUUUUAACUGGGCCAGAACAAAACCAUUAGGAGUGACAUUUGCUGGCAACAGAAUCCCCAGGCCUGGGGCAACGCUAUCGCCAUCUUUGCGUUCGUUCAUUCAUGUUUCCUUCUCGCCUCACUCUGGAAGUGGCCGCUGUUGCUCUUAUUCUGCAUGGAGAGGCCCUGGGAAGUCAAGCAAUUUGCCCAAGGUCACAGCCACAGAGCUGGGAUUGAAACGGUCCCGAAGGACUUCCGGCCUUGUGCUGUUCACACUACCCCACAAAGUGUCCAUAUCUGCUCCAAAGCCAAGUCAAGAGCAACAACAGAACCUGUCCUCCCCAUAUUAUCCAUGCAUGGAUAAUAAAUGGAAUGCUUAUUGUCCA
Leopardus geoffroyi (Geoffroy's cat) is the source of this 3791-nucleotide messenger RNA. It is a transcript of the gene INKA2, whose product is annotated as inka box actin regulator 2. Lineage: Eukaryota; Metazoa; Chordata; Mammalia; Carnivora; Felidae. The transcript has 4 exons. Gene Ontology annotation, cellular component: nucleus. Bases 418 to 1218 code for a protein of 266 amino acids. Gene Ontology annotation, molecular function: protein kinase binding; protein serine/threonine kinase inhibitor activity. The record is from RefSeq and is a predicted model, not a curated record.